AUGGAUGUUGUUGAACUUGAAGAUUUGAAUUUACAUGAUGGAACAAAAAGAGAUCAAACUACGUAUCUUAAGUCUAUACCAAUACGUUUGAAACAACAAUCAAUGGGACAUGUCGAUGGACAACAACAAAUGUCUCUGUCAAGACAUGAAAGUGCCUCGAGUGGAAGUAUUGGAAAACGAACCAAACGGCAUGGCAAUAAUGAGGAAGAUGAAAGCAUGGAAGAAGAUGACGCGAGUGAAAGCGAUCGAAGUUCUCCUAGUUCUGUAAAAGAACCUGUUCGAUGGGAUUAUAGAAUAAACUUGAUUGGCCGCCGUGUAAAAGAUAACAAAGCAUUUUGUUGUUUUAGUUGUGGUCAUCCAGUUUUAGUAGCUGGACGAUUGCUACCAUGCAAACACGCUUUCUGUCUUCAUUGUGCACAACAAUGCAAAAAUGAUAGACGAAAUUGUCCCAAAUGCAGUGAUUCGAUCAAUGACGUCGAAAAGAUCGAAGCCAAAAACUUAAUAAUGUGUUUGUACGGCGGUCAUCGUAAUUCUCAUGAUGCAUGUUUACGCGGUUAUACAUCUCAACGUGAUUUAAAUGCGCAUGUUAAACGACGGCAUGAACGGAAUAGUGGUACAAAUAUUUCUACUGCAAAUGUUAAUGAAUCUCUAUCGCCUCAUACACAAAAAGACAAUUUUUCAAACUAUGCUCAGCCGUCCAGCCAUAUGGCUCCUCAAAGUAACUUACAACAGCAGCAAGCCCCACCUCAACUAUCGACGAGAAUGCCUCCUCCAAACUUAGCAAAUAUUGAUUCCUUGCUGAACAAUUUAUAUGAUCCAACAUCCCUAUUCCAUCAAAACGAUCCACAUUUUCCACGAGCACCAAUUUUAAGUGGUGUCGCUCCACUUCCACCUCCACCACCACCAUUACCAUUUGUAGGACCACCGUCGCAAACAACGCAGGCUCCCUUAUGUUAUCCAACACAACAUAAUCAAUAUUCUCAAAUACCGGCUCCAUACUUACAAGCUCCCCUGCAAAAUCCUCCACACGUUUUCACAGAUUCCCAAUCUCAUCAAUACUAUUGA
Didymodactylos carnosus is the source of this 1065-nucleotide messenger RNA. NCBI's taxonomy places the organism in Eukaryota, Metazoa, Rotifera, Eurotatoria, Philodinida, Philodinidae. The record is from the annotation of a GenBank genome assembly.